Leguminivora glycinivorella is the source of this 1055-nucleotide messenger RNA. It is a transcript of the gene ac, whose product is annotated as achaete-scute complex protein T3-like. The record is from RefSeq and is a predicted model, not a curated record. The transcript has 2 exons. Gene Ontology annotation, biological process: positive regulation of transcription by RNA polymerase II. NCBI's taxonomy places the organism in Eukaryota, Metazoa, Arthropoda, Insecta, Lepidoptera, Tortricidae. Bases 83 to 796 code for a protein of 237 amino acids. Gene Ontology annotation, cellular component: RNA polymerase II transcription regulator complex. Gene Ontology annotation, molecular function: protein dimerization activity; RNA polymerase II transcription regulatory region sequence-specific DNA binding; DNA-binding transcription factor activity, RNA polymerase II-specific.
GCAACUUUAUCGCUCAGUGCUCUCCAGCCCGUCGCGCGGACUGACCGCGCGCCCUACUCCCGCGACCGACCGCGUGAAUACGAUGCUACAAGAAAUACAACUCGUCCAGGGACAAACGAACUACGUCGUAGUGUCAUCCGGCUACCCGUCAGGCACUAUAUCGAAAAACACGAUGGAAAAAAGGAAUAUUCCAAUUGCGCCCGCUCCUGAAAAAAAUUACGUGACGCACGACACACCACCAAAUUUGCAGUAUAGGAAAAAAGUUCACUUCAGGACGAACCCGUACACCGGGCCGCAGGCCGCGUCGAUAGCUCGCCGCAACGCUCGCGAGCGCAAUCGUGUAAAACAAGUGAAUGAUGGAUUUAACGCACUUCGCCGUCACCUGCCCGCUUCCGUGGUGGCUGCGCUGUCCGGCGGCGCGAGGCGCGGCUCGGGGAAGAAACUAAGCAAAGUUGACACUUUAAGAAUGGUUGUCGAAUACAUAAGAUAUCUUCAACAGCUACUGGACGAGAGUGACGCAGCUUUAGGAAUUACCCGUGAUCAAGAAAAUAGAGAAAAUAUUCCGAACAGCAAUACGCAGCCGAUGACUUCGUUGGAGUUGGACGAUGGUUUCUUCUACGGCAGCAGCUCGCCUUGCUCGGAGAAGCCGGACUCACCUGCGCCCUCAGAAUGCUCCUCGGGUGUCUCCUCGGCAUAUUCUGCGGUGGACAGAUACGAAGUGACCACUCAACAGCAACUAGGACCUAUGGAUGAAGACGAAUUACUGGACGUCAUUUCGUGGUGGCAGCAGAAAUAGCAAAUAGAAUCGAUCGUGAGAAAAGGACGAAUCCCUCCGAUAAAUAAUAUGCAUUCCUGAUAGUUUGCAUUUAUGUUAAACAAAAGACUUUUUGGAUCUCUAGUCAAAGACAAGUGCCUUAAUUAAUUAAGCCUUAUCAAUUAGUUAAUAAUAUAACUAUAAGAUAAUGUUGUACCUAAUGGUAUGAUUAAGCUCGUUUCCUAAUGAAAGCGGGGCUUUGUAAUGAAUGCUCACCAAUAGCGAUGAAAUUGUAAAUACC